Molecule: messenger RNA, 1533 nt
Organism: Daldinia childiae
Lineage: Eukaryota; Fungi; Ascomycota; Sordariomycetes; Xylariales; Hypoxylaceae
Product: NADH dehydrogenase [ubiquinone] complex I, assembly factor 7 like protein
Exons: 1
Coding region: 1-1533 (510 amino acids)
Cellular component (GO): mitochondrion
Molecular function (GO): protein-arginine omega-N symmetric methyltransferase activity
Source: RefSeq, a predicted model, not a curated record
AUGGACUCCCCCAUUGUGGCCCAGCUCUUCCGCCAGCUAUUUCGACAUCCGGCCUGUCCUUUCAGGAGGAAUCUUGCUGCAUUGUCGUCUUGCCUCCACCAUGGCCGAAGAAUACAGCGGUGCGAGCAUCAGCAGAGGCGGCACAUGGCCAGCCGGAGUACGGUUAGAGGAGCUAAAAAAGGGUUGUCUGAGAAGGAGAGCCAUUGGCAACAAAGGACGGAGUUAUUCCCUGAGGAUAUGUCGGAGGAAUAUAAGACGUAUCCCACGGUGACGGCGAAUGACCUAAGGUCACGAAGGGAACGCCCACGGAAAGUUAAGAUGCUCAUGCGCGACUUCAUAGAAGAUAGCUUAUACAACCCCCACUACGGCUAUUUCUCUAAGCAAGUCGUUAUCUUCAGCCCCGGAGAGCCCUUCGACUUCAACUCUUUGCGCGACGAGCCUACCUUCCACGAUGAACUAGGACGGAGGUAUACAGAAUUCGAAGACGCCCUGGAUAAAAGUGAGGGCCGCCCUGACGACACCCGCCAGCUCUGGCACACCCCCACCGAACUAUUCCGCCCUUAUUACGGUGAGGCUAUAGCUCGCUACCUCCUAUCCAACUACUUGAUGACGACAUACCCUUACCAUGACCUCAUCAUCUACGAGAUGGGCGCCGGCCGCGGCACUCUUAUGCUCAACAUCCUCGACUACAUCCGGGACAUCGAGCCCACCGUCUACGACCGCACCAAGUACAAGAUCAUCGAGAUCUCGUCGUCCUUAGCCGCCCUCCAGAACUCGCAACUCCUCGCCACAGCCGCUUCCCGCGGACACGCCAGCAAAGUCGAGAUUAUCAACAAAUCCAUUUUCGACUGGGACGCCCGUGUGCCGUCCCCCUGUUUUUUCUUAGCUAUGGAGGUCUUCGACAACUUCGCCCACGACGUCCUGCGGUACGACAUGCGGACCGAGGAGCCCCUCCAGGGAACUGUAUUGAUCGAUGGUCACGGCGAUUUCUACGAGUUCUACGAGCCAGUGCUCGACCCUGUCGCAGCUCGUUUCCUACGCGUGCGGCACGCCGCAACAGGAGGUCGGUACCGUGUUCCGUACCCCACAAAUCGCAGUGCCCGCUGGCUCAAGACGCAACUACCGCUCGCUCCCAACCUCAGCGACCCGGAGUACAUCCCCACACGCCUAAUGCAAUUCUUCGACAUUCUAGAGCGCGCAUUCCCCGCACACCGGCUAGUAACGAGCGAUUUCCACACCCUACCCGACGCAGUGCGCGGGCUCAACGCGCCGGUAGUACAGACGCGGUACCAGCGCCGCAUGGUUCCCGUGUCGACGCCGCUGGUGCACCAGGGGUAUUUCGAUAUAUUAUUCCCAACGGACUUCCACGUUAUGGAGGCCGUAUACCGCGCUUUGACGGGGAAGCUAACGCGGGUUAUGGGGCACGAGGCGUUUAUGCGGUCGUGGGCGUAUGUGGAGGAUACGAGAACGCACAGCGGAGAGAAUCCGUUGUUAAGUUGGUAUCGGAAUGCUAGUGUUAUGGUCACGGUGUGA